Molecule: messenger RNA, 4809 nt
Organism: Marmota monax (woodchuck)
Lineage: Eukaryota; Metazoa; Chordata; Mammalia; Rodentia; Sciuridae
Gene: Lvrn
Product: laeverin
Exons: 20
Coding region: 158-3136 (992 amino acids)
Biological process (GO): proteolysis; peptide catabolic process
Cellular component (GO): cytoplasm
Molecular function (GO): peptide binding; metalloaminopeptidase activity; zinc ion binding
Source: RefSeq, a predicted model, not a curated record
CUUCUGUCACAGUUCUCUUAGGCUUCUCGAGGAGGAGGGUAGUACAAGAGAGAAAGGGCGGAGAGUGUGGGGGGUCCCACCAACCAAUACCCUCGCUGGGGAUUGUGUCUCUUCUGCUAUCUCGAGUAUCCUAUCUCGCCAGCGCCAAACUCGCGUUAUGGAACCCCCCUCCAGCUCUGGCUUCUAUGUGAGCCGUGCGGUGGCCCUGCUGCUGGCUGGGCUGGCUGCCGCACUCCUGCUGGCGCUGGCAGUGUUAGCUUCUCUGUAUGGCCACAGAGCGCGUGUCCCGCCGUCGGAUCGGCGUAGCCUAGAGGUCCCAAACGCCGCGUCCUUCUCUCCCCUCGGGCAGGAGGGGCCAUCGUCAACGCAGGAACCCGUCCCUACAAGUGAGCCUCAGGUGACAGCCACCUCGCAAGACUGGCGACCUCCGGGCCCCUGGGACCAACUGCGCCUGCCACCCUGGCUGGUGCCGCUUCACUAUGAUCUGGAACUGUGGCCCCGGCUGCAGCCCGAUAAGCUCUCCGUGCAGUUGUUGCGAUUCAGUGGUCGAGUGAACAUCACGGUGCGCUGCGCGGUGUCCACUAAGAGACUGCUGCUGCACAGCCUCUUCUUGGACUACGAUCGCGCUGAAGUGCGGGGUCCCCUGUCCCCAGGCACUAGGAAUGACACCGUGGGCCGCGUGCCGGUGCAUGACGUGUGGUUUGCUAUGGACACUCAAUAUGUUGUGCUGGAACUCGGUGAAGCUCUACAGUCUGGUAGCCUCUAUGAACUGCACCUCAGCUUCUCUGGCCCAAUAUUCCAGGAAGUCAGGGAGGGACUCUUCCUCAACACGUACACCGACCAGGGCGAGCGCAGGGCCCUCUUAGCAUCUCAGAUGGAACCAACAUUUGCCAGGAGUGUUUUUCCUUGUUUUGAUGAGCCAGCUUUGAAGGCAACUUUUAAUAUUACAAUUAUUCAUCAUCCAAGAUAUGUGGCCCUUUCCAACAUGCCACAGCGAGGUCAGUCUGAAAAAGAAGAUGUGAAUGGAAGCAAAUGGACUGUUACCACUUUUUACACCACACCCCACAUGCCAACCUACUUGGUCGCACUUGCCAUAUGUGAUUAUGACCAUGUCAGCAGAACAGAAAGGGGCAAGGAGAUACACAUCUGGGCCCGGAAAGAUGCCAUUGCAAAUGGAAACGCAGACUUUGCUUUGAACAUUACAGGUCCCAUCUUCUCAUUUCUGGAGGAUUUAUUUAAUAUCAGUUAUCCUCUUCCCAAAACAGAUUUAAUUGCGUUGCCUGUUUUUGACAACCGUGCAAUGGAAAAUUGGGGACUACUGAUGUUUGAUGAAUCAUUAUUGUUGCUGCUACCAAGUGAUCAACUGACCGAGAAAAAGACUCUGAUCUCCUACAUUCUCUCCCAUGAGAUUGGACACCAGUGGUUUGGAAACUUGGUUACCAUGAAUUGGUGGAACAAUAUCUGGCUCAAUGAGGGUUUUGCAUCUUAUUUUGAGUUUGGAAUAAUUAACUACUUCAAUCCUAAACUUCCAAGAAAUGAGGUCUUUUUUUCUAACUUUUUACAUGGUGUCCUCAAAGAAGAUCAUGCCCUGGUGUCUAGAGCUGUAUCCAUGAAGGUGGAAAAUUUCACAGAAACAAGUGACAUAAAUGAGCUCUUUGACUUAUUUACGUACAACAAGGGAGCAUCUAUGGCCCGGAUGCUUUCCAGUUUCCUGAAUGAGCAUUUAUUUAUCAAUGCACUUAAGUCAUAUUUGAAGAUGUUUUCUUACUCAAAUGCUGAGCAAGAUGAUCUAUGGAGGCAUUUUCAAAUGGCCAUAGAUAACCAGAGUGAGAUCCUUUUGCCAGCAACAGUAAAAACCAUAAUGGACAGCUGGACACACCGGGGUGGUUUUCCAGUCGUCACUUUGAAUGUGUCUACUGGUUUCAUGAAACAGGAACCAUUUUAUCUUGGAAAGGCUGAAAAUCAGACUCUUCAAGCUCACAAUGACACAUGGAUUGUCCCUAUUCUUUGGAUAAAAAAUGGAGCUCCACAAUCUUUAGUCUGGCUAGACAAAAGCAGCAAAGUAUUCCCUGAAAUGCAAGUUUCAGAUUCUGACCAAGACUGGGUGAUUUUAAAUUUGAAUAUGACUGGCUAUUAUAGAGUUAAUUAUGAUAAAUUAGGUUGGAAAAAAUUAAGUCAACAGCUUGUGAAGGACCCUAAGGCCAUUCCUGUUAUUCACAGACUGCAGUUGAUUGACGAUGCUUUUUCCUUGUCUAAAAGCAAUUAUAUUGAGAUUGAAACAGCACUUGAUUUAACCAAGUACCUUGCUGAAGAAGAUGAAAUCAUAGUAUGGUAUGAAGUCUUGGUAAACUUGAUAACCAGGGAUCUUGUUUCUGAUGUGAACGACUAUGAUACAUACCCAUUAUUAAAGAAGUAUUUAUUAAAAAGGCUUAACUCAAUAUGGAAUAUUUAUUCAACAAUAAUUCGUGAAAAUGUAGCAGCUUUGCAAGAUGACUAUUUGGCUCUAAUAUCACUGGAAAAAGUUUUUGGAGCUGCAUGUUGGUUGGGUCUUGAAGACUGUCUCCAGCUGUCAAGAGAACUCUUCAGAAAAUGGAUGAACCAUCCAGAGAACGAAAUACCUUAUCCAAUUAAAAAUGUGAUUUUAUGUUAUGGCGUUGCCUUGGGAAGUGAUAAAGAAUGGGACUUUUUGUUAAAUGUCUACAUUAAUACAACAAAGGAGGAGGAAAGGAUCCAACUUGCUUAUGCAAUGAGCUGCAGUAAAGACCCAUGGAUACUUAACAGAUAUAUGGAGUAUGCCAUCACUACAUCUCCAUUCACUUUUAAUGAAACAAAUGUAAUGGAAGCUGUGGCAGCAUCUGAAGUUGGCCGGUACAUAGCAAAGGAUUUCUUAAUCAACAAUUGGCAAGCUGUGAUUGAAAGGUAUGGAACACAGUCACUGGUUACUCUAAUGUACGUAAUUGGAAGAACCAUAAGUACAGAUCUACAGAUCAUGGAGCUGCAGCAGUUUUUCAGUAACAUGUUGGAGGAGCACCAGAGGAUCACAGUUCAUGCCAAAUUACAGACAAUAAAGAAUGAAAAUCUGAAAAACAAAAAGCGAAAUGCCAGGAUAGCUCAAUGGCUUCGGAAAAACACAUAGUUCAUGGCGACUCUUAAGCAUGCCUCUCACAUAUAAUCUUAUUUGAUCACAGUUUUGAUUUCCAAUACUUUGUGAGUUUGGAAAAUCAAAUGUUAUUUGUAUUUUGGUCACACCCACUAUUCAGAGUCCUAUUCCUCCUAUGUUGUCAUGUUUGGCCCCAAGGCUCUGUGAAUGCGGAGGAUUCUGUGAACCCUGCUGUAUUUCUGGGGAAAGUUUUACUUCAUGUUGGGCAAUAAACCCACAGAAUUUACUUUAAACGCCUUGUAAAAACAAAUUUACCUAAGAAAGUCUUGCUUAUUGUGUUGUGAAAGCCAAUGGAAUAUUAAAUCAUUGGCAUUAAUGAAGAGCACAUUCUUUUCUGAGGGAAAUACAGAUUUGCAAUACCCUAGGGUUUAUUUAGUCCAACAUUGAAAGAAUAAUGAGAACAUAAUAUGACAGUGUAAAAAAACAGAAACCAGAAAAAUCAUAUCAACUAGAGGACAGAGAAGCCAGAGAGAAGCAAGUUUGAAAAAGGAAGAGCAGACAUUUUUUACAAGCCAUACUAAGUGUCCUGAGGGCAGAGAAAUGGGCCUGCUCCUGCCCAUUUCUCCCUCCCACAGUACUAAGUACCUUAACCCACACUUUGCUAGUACUGAACUUUAUGAUGUCACAAAAAGACAAGUGAUUGUAAGAUCCACGAAGUGCUCUUAGGAUUCCCCUUGUGGUGGCCACAGGAGAGGAAGGCCCUGCCCUGCAGCUCUUGCAUGUCACUUGCCUGUGGAACCAAUACUCCAUCAGCCAAAGCUUGUGAGUGAAAAUAAUGAUAUCAGAAGACAGUGGCAGCCUUCAAAUCUGAAGGGAAACCUUCAAAUGAAGAGAAAUCGGACUAAAAGUGAAACCAGAGCAUAGUUCUUAGUUUUGCACUCAGGGGAAUAAGUCUGAAAUGUGGUUUUAUUUGGCCACAUUGAAUGUGGACCAACUGAAACAUUUUUAUCAUUCUCGUGUGGAAUUAGCUUAGUUUUGUUGCACCUGAUUAAAAAUAUGACAACUAAGCCAAAACAUUCCCAUUCUAGACUUUGUUUGUAUACAAUUUAAUCCCUGUUUUUUUUUUUCUUUACAUUUUACGUUUUUGUAAAAUGGGGGCUAAAAACCUACAGAUCUCCUAUCUACCUCAGAGAAGUCUUUAACAAUGUUAUAUAAACUCAAGGCAAUGUGAUCUAAGGCUUUUCCCCCUAUUUCUUAUGUAAGUUAAGAUAGCCACAAACUACGAUGCAGUACCAAAGUUCACUUUUGAUUUGCUUCACCAGAGGAUGUUCCCUUAGCAUUGAUGGGAGGCUGUGGACUUCAGCAUGUGGACAAACCAAAGCAUAGUCUCCUCAGACCUGACCAUGGGUCAGAGGUCAGAGAGGUUUUCUUUAAAGCCAGCCUUGUAAAUUUUAAGCAAUAAAAUAUCUCCAUGACUUCAAAUUGUUAUAUGUAAGAGGUUUUUGUUUCUUCUGAAACAUUCAUUGUCUAUUUCCAUAUUUCCUCUGAUAAUCAACCUCACUUUUCAGUAACCUUAUCUUCACAUUUCCUCUCAACUGCUUUUCUUUCCCCCCCUCUUUCUCUCCAUUUCUACUCCUUCAUUUCCUUUCUCAUGCUCCCCUGUGGACCUUUCUCACCCUUCCAGUGAUCUCUGCCUUCUGUCUGCAUGG